Messenger RNA from Fopius arisanus, 2243 nucleotides. It is a transcript of the gene nbs, whose product is annotated as nibrin. Gene Ontology annotation, biological process: mitotic G2 DNA damage checkpoint signaling; double-strand break repair via homologous recombination. The record is from RefSeq and is a predicted model, not a curated record. Gene Ontology annotation, cellular component: Mre11 complex. Gene Ontology annotation, molecular function: protein binding; damaged DNA binding. The transcript has a single exon. Lineage: Eukaryota; Metazoa; Arthropoda; Insecta; Hymenoptera; Braconidae. Bases 270 to 2150 code for a protein of 626 amino acids.
ACGAUUGAUGAACGUAAAAAAGUUUCCUCGAACGUAAAACACGUACGAGGAAAAAAAUUCCAAGUGGGCCCAGGGCCCCAGAAGUCCCAGGAGUCCCGGGAGUUCCAGGAGUUUCAGGAGUCCCAGGGUGCAUAUACCAAUUUUGUUUCUUUCGGCUGGUCGUACCAGCUGACAAAAUCCAAGUGUCUCUCAUUCCUACAAAGCAAAGUCAAUCGAAGUUGGAAGUGCAAAAUAAUAGACAACUAACAUACAUAAAUUAGUGAAAAAAAAUGUGGAUUCUUGAAGACGAAUCAGAUCAACGCUAUUAUCCAAGUCCUUCUAAGCCAUUUAUUAUUGGUAGGAAUCAAGGGGACUUAAUCGCUAAAUCCGAUGGAUCCAUCAGUCGUUCCCAUGCUAAAAUCGAGAUUUUCUCUUGCUUGGAAAAAUGUCAAGUGACCGAUACAAAAUCCAAAUAUGGAACCUUUCUCAUGGACAACAAUAAUCAAGUUCUCAUGCAAAUAAAAGAUGUUUAUACGAUUCAGCCCAAUGACAGAAUUCGUUUCGGUCUCCAAAAUUGCAUUUUGACAUUUAUUCAACAAACUUUUGUCUUGUUAACAUCAUCCUUAACUCGAGAAGACAAAGAAGAACUGACGGAAAUAAUGGCAGCAAUAAAUGGUACAAUUCUCGAAGAAUGGAAUGACAGCUGCACACAUCUUACAGUUUCCAUUCCAAAAUUAACUGCCAAAUUAGUAUGUGCUCUAGCAGCUGGAGUUUCCAUUGUGACAAUAGAUUAUUGGAGAUCAGUGAAAAAAGCGAAACGCGAAGGUAAUCCCAUUCCAGAUCCUAGUAAAUUCUGUCCAGUUCUCGAGGACUCGAUGUUACUGAAAAACGAAACUUCUCUUCUCCCAAAUCCCUCUCGGAAAUCAAUCUUCAUGGAUUUUGUAUUCAUUCACUUCAGGAAGAAUCAAAUGGAUACGUACAAGAAAAUGAUUGAAUUAUCGGGAGGAACGUCAGUCUUCUAUGGUGAGAAGAGCUUCGAUAAGAAAUUAUUGUCUCACUCAAACUCUAGAGUCAUACUUUACCACGACGAUGACAGCCAGACUGAGCCUUAUAGAGUACCUGAUGUGGCCAGAGUGAAGAGCUUCUUGAAAAAUAAUAAUCGCCGAAUGAUUCCGGAAAUUGAAAUCACCUUGGCAAUUCUUUCCGCUUCUGUCGAAAGCUGUUGUAAUCCAUCUUUUUCGUAUGAGAAUUUACUUAAGAAUGCAAGAGAGAAAAAAGUGGUAGAGGAAGGAGAAAUAUUAGCAGCUGAGACUCAGGCGAGUGCAAAUCGUCUUGCUGGGAGAAAUGCAAUCGUUCCAGAAUCCUUGAUCAUAGCCGAAACCGAAUCCUUUGGAGAUAAUGACACUGAGAGAUCUAUCGAAGAUAGAAUGGGAUCACCGAUGGAUUUGAUUAGUGAAUUUCCGGACAAGAAGAACGAGAGAAAAAGAUCCAGAGACCUUGAGAAUAAUGACACUGACAAGAAUGUGAAGAAAGCUAAAGCUGUGUGUAUGCCUGAGGAAAAUGUCAAGAAAUUAUCACAAAGGCUAUUGGCAUCUAUAAAAUCAGAUAAUCCAGGGACCAAGGGAAAAUCCUGCGAUCGUGAUAACAGCCGUGGACAAGUCCUAGUUGAUGAAUCAGCGAAGGAAUCUACAGAAUUGCGGAACAAUAUUCUUGAAAUUCCAAGGAAAAUGGUAAUUAGUAACCACACAAAUGAACAAAGCAGUGAUGGGAGAGACGAUAAAAAAAAUGAUAAGAUUGAUGUAGAAAUAAUUAAAAGUCCGGUGAAAGUUGUAACAAAAUCGAAAAUUUAUGAAAAUAAUGGCGUUCCGGAAAAUUCUUUGCCCGACAAAAAUGGGAGAUCAUCGAGCUUUUUGCAUGUAUCUGACGAUGAAAUGGAGAUAAUUCAAAAUCCAACGGUGGAUGAUCAUGGAGAGGAUGAUACUUGGAGAGAGCUCCGGAAGGAGAGCUCCCUGGUACGACUUCUUAAAGAUUCCUUGGGAGAUGAGGAAUCGAUGGACAAAUCAUUGUGGAGACCUGAAGUUUUCUCUGGUCAACAUAUUGGGAAAAAGUUCAAGAAAUUCUAUCGGGUCAUACCACAAAGACCUCUCAUCGAGUGGCAACGUAAUCUCUAAUGGUUAUAUUUUGUUUACCAAUAUUAUAACUCGUUUUUACCUUAUUUUAUCAUUGAUAACUAAUAAAAACAUCCGAGAUUAUGGUGUGUUAAA